Messenger RNA from Chilo suppressalis (striped riceborer), 6917 nucleotides. NCBI's taxonomy places the organism in Eukaryota, Metazoa, Arthropoda, Insecta, Lepidoptera, Crambidae. The record is from the annotation of a GenBank genome assembly.
UCAAAUUAAAUGAAUGCCAAACAAUUCGUAGGUACUGUAUUUGCAAUGUAAAUACGAAACGUUUUUUUUAAAUCCAACCAGAUUAUUAUUGAAAAAGUAAUCUUGUCCAUUAUCACUUUUGUAGUGUUUAGGUAACAAACAAUUUUAGAUGACACUUGGGCGCAAAUACCAGCAAUCUUCCGGGAAUGCUGGGGAUGCUCGAAAGGUGUAUUCUAACCAGUCGAAGGCUGGUAGCUUGUCUGGGUGCUCGUCAUCCAUAUCACUGUGCGAGAUGAUCGAACCACCCGACUAUGAGGAGGUGUGCGACCGGCUCAUGGGCGAGCGCGACCCGCUGGCGUACCCGCCCGCCGACAUCGAGCUGUGCACUGUGCCCCGCCGCAUACGGACGCUCACGCAUGUACUGCCUGAUGAGGACCUGUCCAAAGCCCCGAUGUUCGUCCGCGACUGCAUCGUGUGUUACACAUCGGACUACACCGUCGUGGAGUACAAACAUCGCACCUACUCGGGCUCAUCGUGCGGUCGGGAUCGGCUAAGCGAGCGGCUCGAGCGGUUGCAAGCCGGGCCAAGACAUUAUUUUGAGAUCGACGCCGACCCACUGGUAGAAUCCACUGAAGAGUUGACCUCCCAACAGUUGGAGUCUCAGCCUUCUAGCGGUCGUCAGUCCGUGGCGUCCAUAUCUUCAUCUUCGUCGUGCAACGAGACGCUGACUCCGCGAGGAUCGUGGGCCAGUCUGGACCUGCGCAGCUCCUCCUCGGACCCGCUGCUACCGGACUUGUUCGAUAAGAAACCGCCGGAUCAGCUCGACGCCGCAAAUGAGGCUAAAAGAAUGGAGAACCGUCAGUCGGACCUCCUCGGUCUGUAUAUGCCGUACUUGGACGAAGACGAGGCGGUGGAGCGCCGCUUGGCAGCAGACAUGCCCUGCGAACAAAUGGGCCACCGGAUACUGGUCGUAUGCCACCAGCUCAAAUUGGAACUGGAUGUGGAGCCGUUGUUCGCCUCGAUGGCGUUAUAUGAUGCCAAAGAGAAGAAGAAGUUAUCAGAAAAUUUCUACUUCAACCUGAACUCAGAAUGCACUAAACAAAUGCUAUCAGCUCACAUUCCCUACGCUGAUCUCUCUACGCUAAGUAGAAGCGCCGUGUUCGAUAUACAGAAUCCUUCUUCAGACGUGUUUUUGGUCGUGAGAGUUGAGAAAGUUCUCCAGGGAGAUGUGAACGAAUGCGUUGAACCGUAUAUCAAGGACGAUAAGAACCGUGAAAAGGUCCGUGCCAGUGCCCAAGCGGCUUGCACUAGGCUAGGGAAAUACCGAAUGCCUUUGGCAUGGAGCGCUGUAUCGCUGCUCAACAUACUGAGCGGCUCAGGAAGCCUUGAGCGGGACAACGAGGGGAAUACCCAUCCCCACCCCGUUCCACAUCCCCACUCCAACUCCAACACUAACAGCCUGGAUCGCAAGGCGUCGUCGUCCAGUUUGGAACAACUCCGUCGUCGGGCGGGGGAGGUGGGGGGGUCGCUGUCCCGCAAGGGCAGCGUGGAGAGGAGACACCCUCCCCCCGCCAGAGAUCUCGCGCACCAACUCGACUGUCUCAAGCCCAUCGCCAUCACUGUCACCAGCUUCUUCAAGCAGGAAACCGACAAACUUCGCGACGAGGACCUCUACAAAUUCUUAGCAGAGAUCAAGCGGCCCAGCUCUGCUCCAAAGAAGCUCAAAUGCAUCCCGGGCACUUUGAAGAUAGAAGUGUCUCCCUGCCCCGACGAGAUCAAGAACGGACUAACGCCUGAACUUGCCAAACUGAGCCCAUAUGGAGACGAGAACGUGCGGCCGUGCAAGGAGAUCCUGCCCUUCCCCACGAGCCCGUCGUGCGCGCCGCACGUGCAGUACCGCGCGCUGCUGUUCCUGCACGUGCGCGACAUCAACCUGGCCGCGGCGACGUCGCGCGUCGGCUCCGCGCGCAACGUCGCCGUUCGCAUACAGCUGAUGGCGGGUGAGGAACAGAGCUGCGCCCUAGCGGCCAUCUUCGGUCGCAGCUCGUGCCCGGAGUUCACCACUGAGGCUUACACCACCGUGCUAUAUCAUAACAAAACGCCGUCUCUAUACGAUGAGAUCAAGCUAAAAUUGCCCGCGGACUUGGGCGACCAGCACCAUCUUCUAUUCACAUUCUUACACGUGUCCUGCCAAAGGAAGCCCGUCGCUCCGGACCAGGAGAAAAACGUGGAAACGCCUGUUGGUUACUCGUGGCUGCCUUUAUGCCGUAACGGUAAACUUACCUGCGGGGAAUUCAACUUGCCCGUGAUGCAAGAGGAACCGCCGCCAAACUACUCGUACAUAUUCCCAGACGUGUUACUGCCCGGCACCAGGUGGAUCGACAACCAUAAGCCUAUAUUCAACAUCGUAUUGGACGCUCACACUACUGUGCACCCGCUGGACGGGUACAUAGAACGGUUCGCGAUGGCAUGCGAAGCUGUACAGGAGGGGAACAUUCCGGCCAGAAUCGGCCUCGCCAAUAUGGAGACCGAACUCAGAACCAGCAUAGCGGAGCUCCCGACGGGCAGCGUGGAAGCUCUGUCCGCAUACCUGCCCGUACUCCUGGACAAGUUGCUGCGGCUACUGGUCGCGCCGCCCUCCCUUCACUCGCAGCCCCUCAACAUCGCACAACAAGUUUUCACCUGCCUCGCCCAGCUGUUCACCGAGAUAACGAACAUGAAUGAGGGCGCCACUUGCGACGCACACGGGCGCUCCAGUUUAAUCUCCGCCUACAUUCAGUACCAGGCGUCCAUACCGCGGCCCGCCCUCACCGACACAGAUAUCGGGCUGCCUCUGCCCCCCGCCGUGCUGACUGACAGCACAUGCAAGAUAUUGCACGAGGAGUUGGCACUGCAGUGGGUUGUGGCAAGUGGGGCCACUCGGGACCUCGCUAUGCAGAACUCAUGGGCUCUAUUCGAGCUGAUGGUGAAGUCCAUGGUGGAAUACUUGUACUGGAGCGGAGCCCACGAAGCCCCGCGCAAGGCUCGCUUCCCCGACCAAUUCACAGAUGACCUUACCACCCUCGUCAACAACGUCACCUCCGAGAUCAUCUCCGGAUACGGCAAGAACUGCCGGCUGACCCAGAGCCUGAACAAUAGCCUGGCCUUCUUCCUGUUCGACCUGCUCAGCAUCAUGGACCGUGGCUACGUGUUCCUGCUGAUCCGCAGCUACCACAAGCAGAUGAGCGCCAAGAUCGCCUCGUUGCCAGACGCUGUGCCUCUAGUGCAUUAUAAGUUGGCGUUUCUUCGCAUCGUGUGUUCUCACGAGCACUACGUGAGCCUGAGCCUUCCACAAGGGGUCACUUCCGGUGCCGCAUCGCCAGCGCCUUCUGCCCACUCCCACGCGUCUGCCACUAGCCUACCCUCUCCGCUCUGCCACCUGUCGCACGAGUACCGCGCCCGCCAUUACCUGCCCGGCCUGCUGUUGGCUGAGCUCACCGCCGCGCUCGAAAUGCAAAGCAGCGCGGUGCAGGGCGCGGCAGUGUCUGCCGUGGCGGCGCUGCUGACGGCGCACGACGCGGACCCGAGGCUUUGCGCGGCCGACGGGGACGUGAAGGCACGCGUGGCCGCACUCUACCUGCCUCUCAUCAAUAUCGCGCUCGACGCCCUGCCGCAGCUGCACCGCGGCUUCGCCGACAACAAGGAAAUUCUGCCAUUAGACAGUGAAGUCAGUCAUUUCAGUAACUUUUACACUAUUGCUACGCCCGACGGAGAUUAUAAGCAGUCGUCGCGGCCUCCGUUCAGCAGCGAGACCUCCCGCAACCUGGUGAUGUGCGUAGUGUGGACGUUGAAGUGGGCCUCCACUGCGGCCCUGGGCAGUGUCGUUGCCGAGCUGCCUGCGCGUGGACUGCACGCCUUACUGGCCCUUAUUGACCUGGCCUUCCGCUGUCAGGAGUACAAGGGACGAAAAGAAAUCAUGAAAUGCGCUCAGCAAAACGUUCGUAAAACCACAGAUAUAAAAGCUAAAUUGGAGGAUGUCAUACUGGGACAGGGGUCUGCCAGGUCCGACUUCAUAAUGCGACGUAAAGGUGCGAAGCGCGAACGCUGGCGAAAGGAGUGGGUUAGGGGCGGGGCGCGUGACGUCACCGCCUACCCCGCGCCCCCGCGCCCCGCGCACCACGCCGCGCUCGCCGCCGAGGUGUCGCUCACGCUGCUGCACGCGCUCGAGACCAUCGUGCAGUGCUCGAGCAGCCUAGAACACGGGCAGGGCGUAUGCAGUGCCGCGCUGCAGGUGGUGCUGCGCGCGCUGCAGCGCAACCAGAGCACUGCCGUGCUGCAGCACAUGUUCGCCACUGUACGUGCCUUCAUCGCCAGGUUGGGUUGGUCGUGCUGCGGCGAAGAGUGGGGCAUCUGCCGCGUGCUGCUGCGGCACUGUGCCGCCAGCACCCCCUCCACGCGGGCCCACGCCUCCGCCACGCUCUACGCGCUCAUGCGGCAGCACUACCAGCUAGGGAACAACUUCAGCCGUGUCAAAAUGCAAGUAACCAUGUCGCUGUCGUCGCUAGUGGGGACUUCUGCCACGCUCAGCGAGGAAGCGCUGCGUCGAGCGCUUAAAGCGGUGCUUCUUUACGCAGAGAGAGACGCUGAACUAGCAGCCACCUCUUUCCCUGAGCAGGUGAAGGACUUGGUGUUCAACCUGCACAUGAUCCUGUCGGACACGGUGAAGAUGAAGGAGCACCAGGAGGACCCGGAGAUGUUGCUGGACCUCAUGCACCGCAUCGCUCGCGGCUACCAGCACAGCCCCGACCUGCGGCUGACCUGGCUCAACAACAUGGCGCAAGGGCACAUGGAGCGUUCAAACCACGCGGAAGCAGGAAUGUGCUUAGUCCACGGGGCGGCGCUAGUGGCCGAACAGAUCAACGCUGGAGGACGCGGCGCUGCCUUACUGCAGCACGUGACUCAUAACGCGCUAGACGAGAGCUGCCCAGAUGCCCUGCAUCAUCAUCUCACGCAGCAUGAACUGCAGGCAUUACUGGAGCACGCAGCCAGCGAACUCAUGACCGCCGGAAUGUACGAAACAGUGAACGAACUGUACAAGGCGCUGUUACCUAUCGCUGAGCAGGCGCGCGACUACAAGAAACUUGCCAAUAUACACAGUAAACUGCAUGAGGCGUUCACUCGCAUCGAACAGCUGCACGGCAAACGAGUGUUCGGUUCAUACUUCCGCGUAUCCUUCUACGGGGCUCGCUUCGGUGAUCUCCAUGCCGAAGAAUAUGUCUACAAGGAGCACGCCCUCACCAAGCUGCCGGAGAUCUUCAGCCGGCUCGAGAACUUCUACGGCGCCCGCUUCGGCCCUGAGAACGUGGUGAUAAUCAAGGACUCGAAUACCGUGGACCCCGCGACCCUGGACCCCGACAAGGCCUACAUCCAGAUCACGUACGUGGAGCCCUAUCUGGAGCCCCACGAACUGCGGCGGAGGCCCACGCACUACGAGCGGAACUAUAACAUCAAGCGAUUCAUGUACGCCACUCCGUUCACGGCGAGCGGCCGAGCGCACGGCGACAUCGCCGAGCAGUGCAAGCGGAAGACUAUCCUUACUACGGCACACCACUUCCCAUACGUCAAGACCCGGAUACAGGUUGUGCAGCGGACGCAAAUCAUUCUGUCGCCGAUAGAAGUCGCCAUUGAAGAUAUACAAAAGAAGAUCAACGAGCUGGCAGCGGCGACGAGCCAGGAGCCUGCGGACCCUAAAAUGCUGCAGAUGGUGGUGCAGGGCUGCAUCGGCACCACCGUCAACCAGGGCCCGCUCGAACUGGCGCAGGUAUUCCUAGCUCCAGUAGCAGAAGGCACGCAGCCACCCACCCGCCUCACCAACAAGCUGCGGCUCGCCUUCAAGGACUUCUCCAAGAAAUGCCACGACGCAUUGAAGAAGAACAAGAACCUUAUAGGCAGCGACCAGCGCGAGUACCAGCGAGAGCUGGAGCGUAACUUUACGCGUUUCACCGAGAGGCUGCAGCCGCUUAUACAGCCCUCCCCGGGACACGUCGCCAUGCUCAGCAACGGAGUCAGCAAACCAGACUACAAGUUCCAGGCAUAAACUGCAAAGCAAUGUUUCUUUCGUGACAAUUUGCAUUUAAUUCUUCAGUAUACCUAUGUACCUUUAUUACACGAGUCAUGACAUGUUUUUAUUGUGAUCUUUAUUUAGUUAUAAUUUAUGAAGUAAUCAGUAUUCAGUGUACGAAUGUAUGACUAUUGUAAGUUAAAAGUUUAAUUUUUAUGAACAUUAUGCUUGUCUGGUGUAAUUUUAAAUUAAAAAUUUUGGAUUUAAAUAAUUAAAUUCCCAAUAAAUGUAGUUAAUAUUAUGUUUGAAUCAAUAUACUUUUUUCUUCUGGUAAUUAAAAACAUAUAUUAAUUAAAAAAUUCAAAUAAGUCACAAACUGGAUUAUACAGGGUGUAAAAAAACCUUUAACGAAGUCGAAGGCCACGUAUUUUCCACAUCAUGACGAUCUUUUCUUCUGGACGAUACCUGGAAAAUUUAUGGUUAUGGAGAUAUUGAAGAUCAGUCACAAUUUUCUUUUUCUAGAUUUUUACAAAAACAUUAUUUAGAAACUUUUAUCGACGUACUUACAUUGUUUGCGUAGCGCCACAGUAGUGCGCCGCGCUAUACAUUGCGUACUAGAAGAAAAUUGUAAUUUUUUAACUUAAAAAUACAAAUGUUUCUCACAUACUUUCUAAUAUUGCUUGUUUGGGUGUACAGAAUGCGUAGUCUUAGUCUUUGUCAUAGUUUUUUUUACACCCUGUAUAUUGUGGACUAUAUAAAACUCACUUUAUAUAUAGUAUUACUAUAUUUGUCUGCAUUGUAAAUGGACACCUCGUUUUGUAUUAUUUUACUAUGUGAUACUCAAUACGAAUGUAAAAAAUGUACUAUUUAUUUCGAAUAAAAAUACAUUUACGAAUAA